AGUGAACAGCGUGAAGCGGUGGAGGAGCUGGUCAGGAACUGGUCAGGAGCGGUCGGCAGUGAAGGAAUCUCAAAACUUUUCCAAAACAUUUUUUUACUGUUUUACUGCUCCGUUACCUGCUCCAGUACAAUCCCAGUUUACCGCCGAAUAUGAAAACUGCGUCCCCGUCUUAUUAUCGUGCCUGUCCGGGAUGUAGUGGAUGCAAGUGACGGCUUGGAAAAAAGGAAAGUUGGGAGAGGGAAAACUUGUGGAAUGAUGCCCGACCGACUGCAUCCCUCCCUCCAAAGUUCAGCUAAGGUUGCUAACGUUAGCUAGCGAAGGAACCAGCUUCGGCUAGCUGUUAUGUGAAAGUUUGGAUAAACUUUUGUCUUAGUGGUAAAACACGUAGAAACACGGCAUCUGUGAUAGUGGAGGAAGCGUUUGGAGAUCGGAGAGCUGUGGCAGACUGAAAGCGUCCACCCCGGGUUUGUUAUCAUAGCCGGGGCUAGUGCAGCUAGCUGAUACACGGCUAACUUUAUUACAAGUUAACUACAGUUAAGCCGCCGUGAGGCAUGACAGGACACACCGCUCAGCUCCAUCGCGCAAACAGUGCAGUAGUUUAACGCUUCAGGAAGCUGUGUUCAGACCUGCUGAGUGGUAUCCUUAGCUAUGCUUGAGGAGACGAGAAGAGGAGCGACAGCCAUGGUUACCUUUGCAUGUGAAGGCGGCUGGAUGUAAGAUCACAAAAUGACUCUAAUGCCUGUGGAGAGUUCUGGAAAGCAGUUUGGGUUUUAGAAAGCUAACUUUUAUUUGGAUGCAGCUGUGUUCAAGCCACCUACAGCCAGUACUGUAUUUUUACAUUUUUGGUAUUUGAUGACAUCCUCGCCUUCUUGUCAAGUCUUCCCGGGAGGCCUUCCUGCAUUGUUAUGAACAUUGCUCAUCAUCUGCAUCCAGAGGGCUCGGAUCUGGGAUAAAGUGGAGAGCAGCCAUCAUGAAGGUGACAGUGACAUUUGGGCAGACAGGUGUGGUGGUGCCAUGCAAGGAGGGAUGGACCGUGAGGGACCUCAUCCAGCAAGCCACGCAGAGAUACAGAAAACUCCUGGAGCAGGAAGGAGAUUUCUUCAUUCGGACGCACCAUGUUGAAUACUGUGAUGGGGGGAUUCUAGACCCCGACGACAUACUCAGUGAUCUGGUGGAAGACAAAGACAAGCUGAUGGCCGUUUAUGAGGAACAUGAAGCCCAGCAGAGGAGCACGGCUAACACAAGCCUGGCCCCGAGUCCUGACCACUACCAGUCUGAGCUCUCGGUUUUCCAGCCAAUCACGGGAGGAGAGAUUGAAGUCAAUUCCUCAGCACUCAAGUCCAACACACCCCUGCUGGUGCGAAGCAGCAGUGAUUCUGCCCUCAGCCCCCAACCAGCAGAGUCUGAGCCCUCCUUCAAGGAAGACAACACUUUGAUGGCAGCUGGUCCCACUGUGGAGAGGCCAGCAGGGGUGGAGCGGCCAGCCAAACACCCCUUCAGUGGAAGCCUGACCAGAAUGGUGGAGAUCCUAGGAGAGGACAGCCCUCUGGGAAUCCACGUGGUUCCCUACUGCUCGUCGCUCAGCGGACGGGCUCUUGGUCUGUACAUCCGUGGAGUGGAGGAAGAGAGCCGCUCCAGAAAGGACGGCUUGUUUCAGGAAGACGAGUGCAUCGUGAAAAUCAACGACACCAAUCUCCUGGACAAGACCUUCAGCCAAUCUCAGGAUGUGUUCCGUCAGGCGAUGCGUUCCCCGGUUGUGCGCCUGGAAGUCGUGCCUUCUUUCAACAGAGAGCGCUAUGAGAAGAGUCUGAUUGGUCAGCUGUUUGGCAAUAAUAACGGUCCCACCGGCAGCCCCCGAACUGGAAACACCAAAGAGCCUCCGCCCCCUGUCAAAGCCAAACCUGUGUUUAAACCCUCGGAGAAUUCAGCCGCGCGGCUGGCGGAAGAGACGGCCGGCCUCGAGCCGGGUUUUAGUACCCCGAAGGGGAAAAGUGAGAGCCCCCUCCUGAAGAAAAGCCCCGCCCUCUCUAGCUUGAUGGCCAAUAAGAGAGGAGGACGAAGACUAAGGAUCGAUUUAAAGAAAGGUCCAGAAGGUCUUGGAUUUACUGUAGUGACCAGAGAUUCUUCGGUGCACGGUCCCGGUCCGAUUCUAGUGAAAAACAUUCUUCCCCGCGGGGCUGCGGUGAAAGAUGGACGCCUUCAGUCUGGAGACCGCAUACUCGAGGUAAACGGUGUGGAUAUCACAGGUGUGGGCCAGGAGGAGCUGGUGUGCAUGCUGCGCAGCACGCGGCAGGGCGAGAGCGUGUCUCUGGUGGUCCUCCGGCAGGAAGACAUGUUCCUACCCAGAGAAAUGAGGGACGAGGUGUCCCGCGUGCCGAGCGUGGUCUCAGAGAAUGGAAAGGAGCAGCUCAUGUUUGAGGUGCCCCUCAACGACACCGGCUCGGCGGGGCUCGGCGUCAGCCUCAAAGGGAACAAGUCCAGGGAGACAGGAGAGGAUCUGGGAAUCUUCAUCAAAUCCAUCAUACACGGAGGAGCUGCCUACAAGGAUGGACGCCUGCACGUCAAUGACCAGCUGGUGGCUGUAAAUGGAGAGUCUCUACUGGGACGCCCCAAUCACAUGGCCAUGGAGACGCUCCGGCGCUCCAUGUCACAGGAGGGCAACGUCAGAGGGACCAUCCAGCUGGUGGUGCUGAGAGCUUUAAAGGAUCAACACGGUGGAUCACCCAGUCGCUCAUUUGACAGCUCCUCUGGCCUUUCUGCACCGAUGAGCCCGAUGAACGGUCAGGCCGCUGAGACCGUUCACCUCCCUCUGGUGACCAACGCCAUUUAUGCAUCUAACGUAACCAACGGGAGUUACUCUCACAUGGAUGAGGAAGAGGACGGGCUGCUGUAUGGACAUGACGCUGAUUUCAGCAGCUCCAAUCAAAACUCUUAUCUCCAGGAAAGGGAAAAGCCUCACGUCGCUAGCCCGGCUCAGCCCCAGUCUCCCACCCAGAACCAGAACCAGUGGCAGAUCCAGCACGUCAAAGCCUCGAAGAGCAUGGACCUGGUGGCAGAUGAGAACAAUGUUGGAUCCCUGGCUGGAAGCAAUGCAGUAUCAUCAAGCCCCCUGGAGCUCGGCCCCACCCUGGGCCUGAAGAAGUCCAGUUCCCUGGAGAGCCUCCAGACAGCCAUGUCGGAGGUCAACAGAAAGAACGAACUCCUCCCGUUCCACCACCCUCGCCCAAAUAUGGUGAGGGGAAGAGGCUGCAACGAGAGCUUCAGAGCAGCUAUCGAUAAAUCCUACGACGGGCCGGCUGAAGAUGAUGACGAUGAUGGUACCGAGCCCAGUUCAGGUCGGGACACGCCUGCGAGUAGUUCCUCUCGGCAGGGAGUUGGUGACCAGGCCGAAGAAAAAGGCAAGAAAGAGAAGAAAAAGAAGGCAAAAACAAAGAAGAAAGAAAAGAGCAAGGUGAAGGGAAAAGAGAAGGAGAAGAAGAAGACCGAGGAGCCCGAGGAGACGGAAAAGAAGAGCAAGAAAAUCGGCUUCGGCCUGCUGAGAUUUGGAAAGAAAAAAGAGGAGAAGAAGGAAGCGAAGGCCGCUCUGCAGCGACAAAAGUCAGACCUCCUGAGUGACCAUGAGCUCGAGAGGAUGAAAGAAGAGAGAGAGAGAAUCGAGGCAUCGCAUCCCGAGUUACAAGAUCAGCGGCAGGGCGGUGGCGGCGGUUCGGCAUAUCCCGAUUUUGAAGAUGAUGACGCAGAUCCCAACUACGCCCGUAUACAAUCCUUCAGGGACCGAGAUAUGGGCUCGGUGCCACAGCCUCUGUCUCAGUCGCCUCCCUACAGAGCAUUUCAGCACGCUCGUACACCUUCCCCUCUCGGCCCAUCCGGCUUUCAAGGGCACGGAAAUCAUACUAACGAGCCCGGAGUCAUCCCCGAUGAUGACCCUCUGGAUAGGCUCUACGCCAAAGUCAACAAAUCAAGGGGAGCUGGAACUACGUCUCCUCCUGCUCCUCCUCAGGCUAAUGACAGGUAA
Messenger RNA from Neolamprologus brichardi, 4015 nucleotides. The record is from RefSeq and is a predicted model, not a curated record. Lineage: Eukaryota; Metazoa; Chordata; Actinopteri; Cichliformes; Cichlidae.